CCCUCCUCAUUUCUUCCAGUCUGGAUUUUCUCUGCAGAUGCUGAGCAUCCUUUCAGAGCUGCUGCUUUCUCAAAUCUCUGCACAGGUGCUCACACACAGGGAAGGAAGGAAAGUGCCAUUCACAAGAUCCUUCUGUGAACCUAUUCUGCAAAAGAGGGACUUUUUCUCCCUGCCUCUUUUCUGCUUCACCUGUGAACGAGAAUUAAGAGUGCAAAUUCUCAUCGGUGUUACAGCGCUCACCAAAAUUGAUGGCAUGUCCUUGGGCUGUUUCCUGUUCUCAGAAGCUUUUGAUUUGGGAAUUCCUGUGUCUCAGCUCUCCUCUGCUUCACACUGUUUGACUUCUUUUCAGCUUCUCAAAGCAGAACACUGCAAAUCUAGCUUAACAGGAAAGCCCUAUGCUAUUCUUUUCGGAUUUCUGGGUGGCAGAGAGCAUCCCAUCAGUGCCCUGAUACCUCCAACCAGCUGCUGCCUCCCUUGGGUGUCGGCGCUCAUCCCUUACCGGCGGGGCCCGCCGGGGGGAAGGGGGGAAGGCCCGGCGGUAGGGAGGGGGAAGACCGGGGGCAAGAGACGAAGGCCCGGCGGCAGGAGAGGGAAGGCUCUCUCAGACCGCCGAGGCGCCGUCCGGGCCUUCAGCCCGCAGCCCGGCGGGGUCACGUCCCGCCCGGCCCCUCAGGCCCCGGCCCGCUCCUCAGCCGCGGGAAGCGCCGCUGAGGGACGUUUCCCGUCCCCCCCCCCCCCCCGCCCCCUCCGGGAGCGGGCGCCCGCCGCGGUGCACGCCGGGCGGGGGAAGCGGAUGGCGCCUGCGCGAGGCGUCUGCCCGCUGUCCAAUGAGCGGUGGCGGCGCGAGGCCGGGGGCGGGGCCCGAGGGCGGGGCGUUGGGAUGUGA
Molecule: messenger RNA, 886 nt
Organism: Calidris pugnax (ruff)
Lineage: Eukaryota; Metazoa; Chordata; Aves; Charadriiformes; Scolopacidae
Exons: 5
Coding region: 38-886 (282 amino acids)
Source: RefSeq, a predicted model, not a curated record